CCGCACUCUUGGCAGCAGCAGAUAAAAAAGCAAAUCACGAAAGGAUCGUAUUCGAGCUCUCUCCCUCCUGAGUCGAUUGGCAUAUUAUAUACGAACGAGUCUGACAGCUGAACAGAUAAUUCAUAAUUCUAAUCGUCAUGGCUGAGGCUCCGAUCGUGUCGCAUGGACGCGGUGGACUUGGUAACAUCGGUGCCGAUGCGACGGAAUACGCAGACGCUGAAAUAGUCCGCGAAGGCACCUACGGCGAUCAAGGCGAUGGCGCAUACUCGGCCGGUCGCGGAGGAGCAGGAAACAUCGGCUCCCCGCACGUCCGUCCCACGUCGCAACCGCAUGAUGCUGAGGUGAUCCCGGAGUUCGCUAUUAGGCCGUCGAUGGAUACGGGGGAUUAUCAUACUGGUCGCGGCGGUCAAGGAAACGUCCACGUAGACAAGGAGAAAGAAGAGAAAGCAGAGAAAGAGAAGGAAAAGGAAAGGGAAAGUGAACAAAAGAAGGAGAAGCGCAAGUCGACGUCUGUUGAAGGAUUGGCGGAUAGGUUGAAGCGAAAGUUGUUUGGGAGGUUGUGGUGAGCCCUUCUUAUGCAACAGCAACGACAAGUCGAUAUUGUUAUUGCAGGGCUCUAGGCAGGUUAAUUUGUUUUUUUUUUUUUUUUGUUCGUUUUAAUAUAUCCAACAGUCCCACUUCAUUGAAAUUUGAAUACAACGAAAAUUGAAUUGAAUACAU
Messenger RNA from Monascus purpureus, 720 nucleotides. NCBI's taxonomy places the organism in Eukaryota, Fungi, Ascomycota, Eurotiomycetes, Eurotiales, Aspergillaceae. The record is from the annotation of a GenBank genome assembly.